GGAAGUAUCGCUUUUGUUGGUUAAUCCUUAUUUACUACAAACGUCAAAUGCUCCUCGUGCUGCUACUGGUGCUUUAAGAGGAUUAUCGCACGCUUUCGGUGGGAUUAAGUGAAGAAUGUUCCCCCGCGGAGCGUCAGAAACAGGAGGCUGUAACGAAACCUACACCUCACCAGCUUCCGGUCUCGUCGCACCUGGCGAACGUGUACUAAUCACUUUGCUAAACUUUCAGCCCCCGGGGACCGGGCUCGCGCGCACGCGGCCACGCGCGCGCCCCCUCUCGCGGCGUCUUCGAGGCGCGUGCGCCGCCUUUUUCCACCGUGCGUCACCGUCGGAAUCGGAUUCGUCGCCGGAGGCGGGAGAGAAGCACGCGCAACUUUUCUCUUUCUCCCAGAGAUGCGCUCCGGAGCAGAGCGGACUGACGCAAACAAUGUGCGGCGAUGAUGAGAGAGUCGAGCGUCUGCCUCCACUGGAAAAGUCGUCCAUUAACUGAAGACUUUUGUUCCGUUUUGCGCCUGUGAAGGAGCCCCCCCCCCCCCCAUUUCCUUGCUUGAAAAAGUCGGACAGAAUCUAAUACAUCUGCAGGUCGACGGGACGUUCCCGUUCAUCGCCCGUCGCCUUCACCGAAACCACCCGACGCCAUGUGCAAAACGCCCUCGCCAUUUUCCACCCCCCCGUCAGAUCCGGCUACUCCCAAAUACAGGCGUUUCUAGGGCGAAGUGGGAGCGCGUGCGGACAUGGGCGACCCCAACAUCAGCCGCAUGGCGGCAGCGGACGCGGAGACGCGGGGGACCCCCGGCCCCGCGGACCACUACAUCGACGGCUACGACACGGACUAUGGCGUCCCCCCCGACGAGAUCCCCGACACCACGCAGGGCCAGGCCUUCUUCGUGGCCACCAUCGUCAUCGGCGUGGUCCUCGUCUGCAUCAUGCUGGUGUGUGGGCUGGGCAACUUCAUCUUCAUCGCCACCCUGACGCGGUACAAGAAGCUCCGCAACCUCACCAACCUGCUGAUCGCCAACCUGGCCGUCUCAGACUUCAUCGUAGCCGUGGUCUGCUGCCCGUUCCUGGUCGACUACUACGUGGUGAAGCAGCUCUCCUGGGAUCACGGGCUGCUGCUGUGCGCGUCCGUCAACUAUCUGCGGACUGUGUCCCUGUACGUGUCCACGAAUGCGCUGCUCGCCAUCGCGGUCGACAGGUACAUGGCUAUAGUCCAUCCUCUGAGACCUCGUAUGAAGUACCAAACCGCCUACGGCCUCAUCACCGGCGUCUGGAUCGUUCCCAUUUUAAUAUCCAUUCCAUCCGCCUACUUUGCCUCCCAGACCACGUACCCUCACGGCGCCACGCCGACCGCUCACAAAGUCUUCUGUGCUCAGAUCUGGCCUGUGGACCAGCAGGUCUAUUACCGGUCCUACUUCCUGUUUGUUUUCGCCGUGGAGUUUGUGGGGCCCGUGGUCGUCAUGGCGAUGUGCUACACCCAGAUCUCCCGCGAGCUUUGGUUCAAGAACGUGCCGGGCUUCCAGACGGAGCAGAUAAGGAAGCGGCUGCGCUGCCGCCGCAAGACGGUGCUGGUGCUGAUCGGGAUCCUGACGGCGUACAUCCUGUGCUGGGCGCCGUAUUACGGCUUCACCAUCCUGCGGGACUUCCACCCGACGCUCAUCUCCCGCCAGAAGAACUCGCUGGUGGCCUUCUACAUCAUCGAGUGCAUCGCCAUGAGCAACAGCAUGAUCAACACCUUCUGCUUUGUCAGCGUCAAGAACAACACGGUGAAGUACUUGAAGAAGAUCGUGCUGCUGCGGUGGAAGUCGACGUACACGCCUGGCAAGACGGUGGACGAGACGGAGGUGAGAACCUCCUCCCUGCCUGUGACGGAGGAGAUCGAGUGCAUUCACGUGCGGUGAAUGGAGCGCUCGCUGAGAUGGGGACUGUUGACGCGCAGCAGCUGAUGGAGCGUUGGGGUUUGGUGAAGCACAGAGAAAAGGCCCAAACCUUUGGACAGGGAGUGCUCCUCACCACGACUUUCUAUCUGAGGUGUUUCGUCCGUACUGCUGUGCAUUCUGUGACUCAGAAUACUCUGUAUUAUCUAUAUGUUUAAGAAGCUGCUGCCCGUUCUGAUCAAUGGUGUUGAUUUGUAUUGGCCACAUUUUUUGUCAGUGAGGUGAAAUGACUUGAUAUUACAACUAAUUCUGGUCGCUGCUUGUGAAGUUUUGCACAUCUUCUAUUGUCUUUUAUUCAUGUUUUGCCUUUUAUAUUUAAUGCUUUUGGUGGAGUAUUGAGGAGGUUACCGUGUCGUCUGAAUGUCAAAAACGAAUACUUCCUCAUGACUUUGCAUGCUUAGAUGAAUACAUUGAAUGUGUGCAUAUUGUAAUAAACAAGGAGCUACUGGACAGUGGCUGUUCUUCAUUGAGCGCUUUCUCAUUGUGCUGUACUAAAACUUAGGUUGCAGCGAUGCUGUGAUUUAGCAGCUUGUAGAUCCUUGUAGCAGGUGUUAGUACCUCAUCAGAACUUCAUCAUCCCGUCUCUUUCUGGAAGAACUUUGGCUUCAUUACACACACGAGAGCUGGACUUUGACAAAGACAUUAAAAACAUUUUAUGCUUUUAAUUUUCAGACAUUGAUGCAAACUAACUGCAAAUUAAUUAUGUUUUGGAUCACUGACUUAUUCUGAUGAAGUCUUAGCUUUUGGGCAUAGAGCAGUUUUUUUUAUCCUGGAGUUUCAAACCAACUUUACUUUUUCAGGCUUCUUUAAUUGUGCUGUUAUGGACUAUAACAUUUAAGAUCCUCAGUGAGGCCUGAACUGUCUGACAUUUUUGUUUUUUUGUGUUUCUCUGAGCAUUUCUCAACCUGACCUUGGGGUGAGUCUGUAACUCUGUUGAAAUAUUUCUACUGGUGAAUUAACUUUAGCUGUAGAAAACAUUGGCUUUUACAAGCGUCUGUGCAGCUGUUGAUGAUCAGUUAAUCGUAGGGUAAUAAAUAGCAGCAGCUGCAACCUGCCACAGUCCUGUCAGUGACAUUGAAAGACACUCAGAUGAGAAGCCUAAGUUUUGUUCCUGCAUCUUUCAGACUAGGGAGAAGCUGCCUGGAUUUUUUGAGUCCUCAUGAAUAAUGAUGAUAAAUAUUUGUGUAUUUCCUUAAAGCACACUGAUAUUCACAAAGGGGGGGUGGAUAGUUUUUUUUAGCAGUAUACAGAGAAUCAGCCAGUCCCAUGAUGUGUUGUCACUUUUAGUCCCAUUGGUAAAGAUGGCAAGUGUUUCCCUUUGUUCCAUAUUUCACGUUUCCCUCUGUGUCCUGACGCAAGUCGCUGCUGCUUCUUUUAUGGCCUACGAGCACUUGCUGAAGCAACUUGAAGUGUUAUUGGACACAGAUCAUGGUUUGCAUGUAUUGUUUCUUCAGUGUCUCUUCCAGGUGAAGCCUCCACUGGUUGAUCAUUUGAAUGCGAUUGAUUUACAUACAGCAUCAUAUAUUGCACACAUAAAUACAGAGUUAAUGUGACACUUUAUGCUCCAUAGGUCUGGUAAUAUAGUGAAUCAGUCAGAGUUUUGCAGUGUUACCAAACUGAUUUGGAGUAAAAUAUCACACGGUGACAUCACUCGAAGCUGUGGCAUAAAGCACCAUUUGGAAAAAUGAUGUUUACUUCUUUCCACUUCCUUUUGCUUUGCUGGUAAAAUCAUUGGGUGCCAUUAGACUUCCAUUAUGAAAGGCAUGCUGAGCACCUCGCUGCUUCGAAUAGUUCUUUGCUAGAAACCCACAGCGGUGGGUUAAAAAGGCCAUUCGCAUUCUGAUUCACAUACAGUUUAACAAGCACUAAACCAUUAGCCUGUAAAGCAGGACCUGUAGUAAUGAGACAUUACGAUAUGCUGCUGUUGUGGUUUUUCCACCAUCAACGUCAUUGCGCCGUGUGUCUCACUCAUUGUCUCGCGUUCAGCUUAGUCAUGUUUCCUUCGAUUAGCUCGUUAGGUUACUGUUUAAAAUGUUGACAUCUUGGAAAGAUUUUUGCCUUUUAUGCAAAUUCAGAGGCUGUUGUUUGACGCGGGGAAACGUUUACUUUGCCGCUACCAGGGUCCUGGCUUAUUGCUGCCAUUAGUCUCUAUGUUCUGGGCCCGGUGGGUGAAGUGUCAGUAAGCGCAAGGGCUUUUUUCCCCCACAUGAACCUUUCUUUCCCAGAACCUGCUAUUACGGAGGACAAAUAAAUAUUCUCAAACACAUCAUUUUUGCUGCCAAUAAGCAGCUCAGCGUCUCACUGUUUGGUUCCAAUGGGCUGUUUCUCGGCAAAGCGCAAGUGUUUACUCAUAACCAUUUCUCCUUGUGAUCGUAUUUCCCAUUUGACUAGAUUCAACAUAUUUUCCUCCACAGACGCUGAACACUUUCUCAUACCCUGUUAUUAUUUUGUGUAAAGUGUAAAAAAAGCCUUUUAUGUGAUAUGACCUGGGCUCCUGUUAAAUAGAUCUGGUAUGUUCCUAAUAGUAUUUGAAUAAUAAAAAGGCAAAAACCUAUAAUAAAUAAAAAAAAAAUAACAAAACUAUGUUUCUUGUAAAUAGUAAUAGUAAUAAAUAUAUGAUGCAGAUGUAAAUUGCAUGUUUAUCAUGCAAAACAGUCUAAAUAUGACAUUUGUUUACUGAUCAUUUGUCAGAAUAAACCAUCAGUAUCUA
This is a messenger RNA of Betta splendens (Siamese fighting fish), 4644 nucleotides long. It is a transcript of the gene prokr1b, whose product is annotated as prokineticin receptor 1b. Gene Ontology annotation, biological process: neuropeptide signaling pathway. The transcript has 3 exons. Gene Ontology annotation, molecular function: neuropeptide receptor activity. NCBI's taxonomy places the organism in Eukaryota, Metazoa, Chordata, Actinopteri, Anabantiformes, Osphronemidae. Gene Ontology annotation, cellular component: membrane. Bases 735 to 1898 code for a protein of 387 amino acids. The record is from RefSeq and is a predicted model, not a curated record.